AUGACUAUGUUGGUGCUCUCAAAAUCGGAUGGAACUGAUGAUGAUCUUCCUCCAUCACAUCAAAGUAGAGUGCUUCGAGGUGGUCGGGUUGCUGGUAAUGGUAAACCUCUGGUUAUGGGGUCUGUUCCAUAUCCUAGUAUGUAUGGUGAUUCUGAUAUGGAGGCCCAAAUUCACCAGCUCGAGCAAGAAGCAUACACUUCGGUCUUAAGAGCCUUUAAAGCUCAAGCCGAUGCCAUUUCAUGGGAGAAGGAGAGUUUGAUAACCGAACUAAGAAAUGAGUUAAGAGUGUCAAAUAAAGAACAUAGGGAGCUUCUUGGCAGAGUUAAUGCAGACGAUGUGAUCAGAAGAAUAAGGGAGUGGAGGCAGUCAGGUGGACAUCAACAGCCCAUGCAACCUGUCCAUGAUCCAGUACCCAGUCCUCCAAUAGCAGCUCCUCGUAAGAAACAGAAAACAGUACCUACGAUACCUCCUCAAACAUUUGGAGGCCCUUCUCCUCCCUUCCAUCCCCAGGCUGGACCGAAUCAGCCAUCUUCUUCAAUAAAGCGACCUGGGACGGGGCCAAAGGGAAAGAAACCCAAACCAGGACAAGCUGUACCUGGAGGGCCUCCCAUGAAAAUGCAGUACCUUCCCCCUGGUCCAACUGGGAGAAAUCAAUUCGUCCAUCAGCCUGCUUCUGGUGGUCAUGAACCAACUGAGUCAGGGUCAUUUCAUCCAUUGAUAGGUAGGAAAGUAAGGACCAGAUGGCCAGAUGACAAUAACUUCUAUGAAGCAGUUAUAACUGACUAUAAUGCAGUGGAGGGCUUACAUGCUCUUGUUUAUGAUAUGGGCACUGCAAAUGAGAACUGGGAAUGGGUCAAUCUUUCAGAGAUUCUGCCUAAAGAUAUAAAAUGGGAUGGCGAAGACCCUGAACUGUCUCAUCAUGCAGGUCAUGCUGGCCAAGGUCAUGGCUUGACUAGACCUGGUGGACAUGUGGGGGAUCUAGGUGCGGUUGAAAGGGUUUUCAGCUCUAAUCACCCAGAUCUUUUGGAGAUUGAGAAGGCAAAGAAAGUGCUAAAGGAUGGAAUUCCAACUCACCGACAACCAUCACCACCAACACCUCAGCCGCACGAUCAAGUUCGAAUCCAAAGUCUGGAUUUUAAUUUGGAUGCCAUGGGAAGCCGUGGAACUGACUGGAUCGUGGCAGAUGGGGAGGGCGAUGACGGUGGAACUGAUGAUGAUCUUCCUCCAUCGCAUCAAAAUAGAGUGCCACGAGGUGGUCGGGUUGCUGGUAAUGGUAGACCACCCGUUAUGGGGUCGGUGCCAUAUCCUAGGAUGUAUGGUGAUACUGAUAUGGAGGCCCAAAUUCAUCAGCUAGAGCAAGAAGCGUACAGUUCGGUCUUAAGAGCCUUUAAAGCUCAAGCUGAUGCCAUUUCCUGGGAAAAGGAAAGUUUGAUAACUGAACUUAGAAAAGAGUUAAGAUUGUCAAAUGAAGAACAUAGGGAGCUUCUUGGCAGGGUUAACGCAGACGAUGUGAUCAGAAGAAUAAGGGAGUGGAGGCAGUCAGGUGGACAUCAACAGCCCAUGCAACCUGUCCAUGAUCCAGUACCCAGUCCUCCUAUAGCAGCUCCGCGUAAGAAACAGAAAACAGUACCUACGAUACCUCCUCAAACAUUUGGAGGCCUGUCUCCUCCCUUCCAUCCCCAGGCUGGACCGAAUCAGCCAUCUUCUUCAAUAAAGCGACCUGGGACGGGGCCAAAGGGAAAGAAACCCAAACCAGGACAAGCUGUACCUGGAGGGCCUCCCAUGAAAAUGCAGUACCCUCCCUCUGGUCCAACUGGGAGAAAUCAAUUCGUCCAUCGGCCUGCUUCUGGUGGUCAUGAACCAACUGAGUCAGGGUCAUUUCAUCCAUUGAUAGGUAGGAAAGUAAGGACCAGAUGGCCAGAUGACAAUAACUUCUAUGAAGCAGUUAUAACUGACUAUAAUGCAGUGGAGGGCUUACAUGCUCUUGUUUAUGAUAUCGGCUCUGCAAAUGAAACCUGGGAAUGGGUCAAUCUUUCAGAGAUUCCGCCCAAAGAUAUAAAAUGGGAUGGCGAAGACCCUGGACUAUCUCAUCAUGGUAGUCAUGCUGGCCAAGGUCAUGGCUUGACUAGACCUGGUGUACGCGAGGGGGUUCCAGGUGCAGGGAGAGGCCGGGGUAUGUCAAAAAGUCACUCACGCAAGGAUUUUCCUCCAUCACAGAAUGGCAUUGGAAAGAAGGGAUCAGAUGAUAUUCAGUUACUUCACACAGAUACUUUAAUUAAGGAGGUUGAAAGGGUUUUCAGUUCUAAUCACCCAGAUCCUCUGGAGAUUGAGAAGGCAAAGAAAGUGCUAAAGGAACAUGAACAAGCGCUCACAGAUGCAAUUGCAAGGCUUGGUGAGAUUUCUGACGGUGAAAGUGACGGAGGAGGCCAUUUCUUGCAUGGUCAAUCACUCGAUCAUGAAUGA
This is a messenger RNA of Oldenlandia corymbosa var. corymbosa, 2463 nucleotides long. The record is from the annotation of a GenBank genome assembly. NCBI's taxonomy places the organism in Eukaryota, Viridiplantae, Streptophyta, Magnoliopsida, Gentianales, Rubiaceae.